Dermochelys coriacea (leatherback sea turtle) is the source of this 2187-nucleotide messenger RNA. It is a transcript of the gene SET, whose product is annotated as SET nuclear proto-oncogene. The transcript has 8 exons. The coding region runs from base 438 to 1271 and encodes 277 amino acids. Gene Ontology annotation, molecular function: chromatin binding; histone binding. Gene Ontology annotation, biological process: nucleosome assembly. The record is from RefSeq and is a predicted model, not a curated record. Gene Ontology annotation, cellular component: nucleus; chromatin. Lineage: Eukaryota; Metazoa; Chordata; Testudines; Dermochelyidae.
AGGGGGUGUCUACGCCUGCGCAUUACAGCGCUUGUCUCACAUGCCCAAGAGCGGUGUUUUCUGCGCUUGCGCUGUACGCCUCCCCUCCCCAGCGGCCGGGAGGGGGGAUUGCUGCGCGUGCGCAGUGUGGCCUUCGUGCCCCCGUGCCCCGGAGGGGGGGUUGCUGCGCCUGCGCACAACGCUGCCCGCCCCUCGCCAGCAGUAGCAGCAGUAGGAGGAGGCGGCGUUGGUCCCGGCUGGGGCGAUAGCGUGAGGGUGCCCGAGCGCCGCCGUUGCCCCCUUUUAUCCGGGAGCCUCAGGUCCGGGCCGAGGAGGAGGAGGCGUCCCGGCCGCGGAGGGAGUCCGAGCGGCGGCGGCAGCAGCAGGAGUCUGUGCCCGGCCCCCCCUGCGCUCAGUCCCGUUACAACCCCCUCCCUCCGCGCUCCGCAGCCACCAACAUGUCGGCGCCGGCGGCCAAAGUCAGUAAGAAGGAGCUGAACUCCAACCACGAUGGGGCCGACGAGACCUCAGAAAAAGAGCAACAGGAAGCAAUUGAACAUAUUGAUGAAGUACAGAAUGAAAUAGACAGACUGAAUGAACAAGCAAGUGAGGAAAUUUUGAAAGUAGAACAGAAAUACAACAAACUCCGCCAACCAUUCUUCCAGAAGAGGUCAGAACUGAUCGCCAAAAUUCCAAACUUCUGGGUAACAACAUUUGUCAACCACCCACAAGUAUCUGCACUGUUGGGGGAAGAAGAUGAGGAGGCACUGCAUUAUUUGACCAGAGUUGAGGUGACAGAGUUUGAAGACAUCAAAUCAGGUUACAGAAUAGAUUUUUAUUUUGACGAGAAUCCAUACUUUGAAAAUAAAGUUCUCUCCAAAGAGUUUCAUCUGAAUGAGAGUGGAGAUCCAUCUUCAAAAUCAACUGAGAUCAAAUGGAAAUCUGGGAAGGACUUGACAAAGCGCUCAAGCCAGACACAGAACAAGGCCAGUAGGAAGAGGCAGCAUGAAGAACCAGAAAGUUUCUUUACCUGGUUCACUGACCACUCUGAUGCAGGUGCUGAUGAACUAGGAGAAGUCAUCAAAGAUGACAUCUGGCCAAAUCCAUUACAAUACUACUUGGUUCCUGAUAUGGAUGAUGAAGAAGGUGAAGGAGAGGAAGAUGAUGAUGAUGAUGAAGAGGAGGAAGGGUUGGAGGAUAUUGAUGAAGAAGGAGAUGAAGAUGAGGGGGAAGAAGAUGAAGAUGAUGAUGAGGGAGAAGAAGGAGAGGAAGAUGAAGGAGAAGAUGACUAAUUAAACACUGAUGGAUUCCAACACCCACCCCUCCUUUUCUUACCUUUUUAAUUUUUCUCCAGUCCCUGGGAGCAAGUUGCUGGGUUUUUUUUCUUUUUUGUUUGUUUGUUUGUUUUCCCCCACCCUUGUGCUCAGUCGCCUUGUUCUCUGAGGGUCUCUUUUCUCUCCUCUACACCAUGGUUCACCGUUUAUUUUGGGGAAAAUACCCUGAGCAGAAUACAAUGGAAAAGAAAAUCUCUACCAGUUUCUGUUCCAAGUUCAUUUUUAUCCCUUUCUGUCUCAAAACAAAAACUGUUUAUGGAAUCAACACACCAUGUUCUGUGGGAAAAAAGAAACCUUCUGCUCCCUUCACUCUGCUGGAAGCUGAAGAGUGCUAGGCCCUGUGUAGUAGUGCAUAGAAUCUAGCUUUUUCCUUCUUUCUCUGUAUAUUGGGCUCAGAGAUUACAGUGUCUCUAUGUGAAUAUGGACAGUUAGCAUUUACCAACAUGUCUGUCUACUUUCUCUUGUUUAAAAAAAAUUAAAAAACUAAAAAAAAUGGGGUAUAGAAGGUCAGCAAGGGUGGGUUUCAGAUGUUUGGGUGGGUUAAGUGGGCAUUUUGACAACAUGGCUUCUUCUCCUUUGGCAUGUUUAUUGUGAUGUUUAACAAACAUCCUUGCAGUUUAAGAUGACACUUUUAAAAUAAAAUCUUCUCCUAAUGAUGACUUUGAGCCCUGCCACUUGAUGGAGAAUCAGCAGAACCUGUAGGAUCUUAUUUGGAAUUGACAUUCUCUAUUGUAAUUUUGUUCUUGUUUAUUUUUAAAUUCUUUUUUUUUUUUUUUUUUUUUUUGGUUCACUGGAAAGGAAAGAAAGAUGCUCAGUUUUAAACGUUAAAGUGUACAAGUUGCUUUGUUACAAUAAAACUAAAUGUGUACACAAA